AUGAAAUUGGAGGAACUGAUAGUACGGCUCAGAAUUGAGGAGGACAAUCGUGGUUCCGAUAAGAAGUCAGGAAAUCAUGUUAUGCAGGCUAAAGCAAAUGUUGUAGAACAUGGACAAGGGUUAAAGUUCAACAAUAAGAAGCAGAAGCAUGAUGUGCUGCCAAGCAUUUUUCAUAUACAAUUCUGUGCUUUCCUCUUCUCCAUCUCUCUCGUCGUUGUUCGAAUCUCAAUCGGCCUCUCGCAACAGUUGGACUUACGAUUCUCUCAAGAACUUGCGUCCGAUCUCUCUGAUCGUCCAAACCCAUCUCAAACAGAAUUUGAAGAAAACAGAAGAGGACGUGAAACUGACGAUUCUUACCUUUCUUGGCUACUUGUCUGUGUCCAUCUUUUUCACCUAGACUUGUUUAUCUCUCACUCACUAUGUUGUGCUCUGAUUGCUUCGGCUGCUGGAGCUUAUCUGCAUACCCUCUGGAAUAUUGGAGGCCUCCUCACGACCUUAGGUUAUCUGGGAAGCAUUGUUUGGCUACCCUCAACCCCUCCAUAUGAAGAGCAACAAAAGAGGGUUUCACUCUUGAUGGUGGAUGCACUGUUUGAAGGGGCUUCAAUUGCUCCUCUAAUUGAAUUGGCUAUUGAAAUUGAUCCAAGGUAAAUAUUUAUUCUAUCCACUCUUUCACCUCUUUAGUGGUUUUGAUAAUUGUUUGUAAUUGUGUGUUUCUUUCUUUUGGUUUCUGUGGGUUGUGUAUUUUUUUAGUAUUUUAUAUUGUUUAGGUGUUGUUUGCAUAGUAGCUCAUGUGUCGAUGGGAGUGACUUUUCGGCCUUUGUAGGCUUAAAAUCUUACUUUUGUGGGUUUUUGAACUUGUAAGAAUCUGUAGUGGGUCUUGUAAUUUCCUGAAUUUCUGUUUUUGUUACGUUGUGCACAACUUGAGACCAUAAGAGCCAAAUAAAUGGGAAAAUUUCUAAUCAGACUGAAACAAAGGAAGUGUGAAUACUGGAAAUUACUGUCAAAAUUAGUUUUUAAAGUUUCAUUAUGGUAUUUGUAUUAAAGAAAUUGCCUAUUUGUUGUGAUUCGUGAAUGGUCAAUGGAAAAAUUAUUAAAUUGAAAUUUGUUGUUAUUUAGUUUAUAGUUGUGCAACAUGCUGUCAUUUGAAUGUUGUGUGAACUUUUUGUCCAUCUCCUUCAUGACCUUAUGUGGAGCUUACAGUUCCUUUUCAUUUGUUAGUACAAUUACAGCAUACAUAUCUGUUUGUUGUUCUCGGUUAAUUCAAUGGGUUGGUUGGUGCAUUUACAUUCUUUAUAUUUCCCUUGUUUUGAACUAGGGGUGCAUUGAAAUUCAAUAUUAGAGCAAACCAACAAAAAACAAAACAAUCAAAUCUAACGACAAAACAGAAUUAGAGAAUUGAAUAACAACUGAUUAGGGUUUUAUUUUUCAAAUUAGGGCUUCGAAAUUAGGGUUCUCAAAUUAUUUGGUUUUUAUGAGUUUAAGGUUUUUUGAUUUGGUUACUUGGUAAUUAUUUUUAUAAUA
Molecule: messenger RNA, 1521 nt
Organism: Camellia sinensis
Lineage: Eukaryota; Viridiplantae; Streptophyta; Magnoliopsida; Ericales; Theaceae
Source: RefSeq, a predicted model, not a curated record